Molecule: messenger RNA, 2330 nt
Organism: Notechis scutatus (mainland tiger snake)
Lineage: Eukaryota; Metazoa; Chordata; Lepidosauria; Squamata; Elapidae
Gene: RECQL
Product: RecQ like helicase
Biological process (GO): double-strand break repair via homologous recombination; DNA replication
Cellular component (GO): chromosome; cytoplasm
Molecular function (GO): 3'-5' DNA helicase activity; nucleic acid binding; ATP binding
Source: RefSeq, a predicted model, not a curated record
GGGAAAAAAAAAACAAAAAAUACUGAAGGGGCGGGGCCAAGAUGCCGGCUGGGAUUUCUUGAGCGCGGCGGAAGGGAAAGAAGACGGAGGGAGAGACUUCAGGGCAGAGUAAAAUGUAUCCCUUCCUCAGAAGAUUUGAGGAUCAGUGGCAUGUUGGAGAUUUAAACACUACAUGAUGCCUGUCAACUUGUUGAAUUUAAUGAGUUGAAGAAACUUGGAGCAUUGCUUUGAUCAAUAUUUGUUAGUGAAGCACUUUAAAGGCGAUGUCAACAACUCUUUCAGUGCUGCAGGAGGAGCUGGGGUCUAUUGACGAUGAACUUCAGGCAUUGGAAAUCCAGAUUCAAGAACUUCUUGAACAUCAACAACAACUCAUUCAAAAGAAGACCAUUUUGAAGAAGAAAAUAAGACAGUUUUCAGACACCAAAAGUGGGAGCAGCAAAGAGACUGAAUCAGCAACUGAGGACUGGAACAAAGAAGACUUUCCGUGGUCUGCGAAGAUCAGGGAUGUGUUACAAAAGAGCUUUGGCCUCCAGAAAUUUAGGCCUUUGCAGCUGGAGGCAAUUAAUGCAACAAUGGCUGGCAGAGAUGUAUUCCUCGUCAUGCCUACCGGAGGGGGAAAGAGCCUGUGUUAUCAAUUGCCAGCGGAAGGUUCUCAGGGCUUCACCCUUGUGAUCUGUCCUCUCAUCUCCCUCAUGGAGGAUCAGCUAAUGAUGCUGGAACAGCUGGGUGUAUCAGCAACUUUACUGAAUGCUUCCAGCAGCAAGGAACAUGUGAAGUGGGUUCAUGCCGAAAUGCUGUCUCGCAACUCGCAACUGAAGCUUCUUUAUGUGACUCCGGAGAAGAUAGCGAAAAGCAAGAUGUUUAUGUCAAAGCUAGAAAAGGCUUACCAAACAGGACAGCUGACCCGGAUUGCCGUCGAUGAAGUCCACUGCUGUAGCCAGUGGGGGCAUGACUUCAGACCUGAUUACAAGUUGCUUGGGAUCUUAAAACGGCAGUUUCCCAAUGCUCCAUUGAUUGGAUUGACCGCCACUGCGACGGGACAUGUGCUGCAUGAUGCGCAGAACAUCCUCUGUGUGUCAAAAUGCAUCACCUUCACAGCUUCCUUCAACCGACCCAAUCUCUAUUAUGAGGUUCGUCAGAAGCCAUCAUCUGCUCAGAAUUGCAUUGAGGAUAUUGUGAAGCUCAUCAAUGGAAGAUACAAAGGCCUUUCAGGAAUUAUCUACUGCUUUUCCCAGAAAGAUGCUGAGCAAGUUACCAUGAGUUUACAAAAACUGGGGAUUAAAGCAGGUACUUACCACGCAAAUAUGGAGCCCAAAGAUAAGAGCAGAGUUCACAAGCGAUGGUGUGCCAACGAAAUCCAGGUUGUAGUGGCCACUGUUGCUUUUGGCAUGGGGAUUGACAAGCCAGACGUGAGGUUCGUCAUACAUCAUUCCAUGAGUAAAUCCAUGGAAAAUUACUACCAAGAGAGCGGGCGCGCAGGUCGGGAUGACCAGAGAGCUGAUUGCAUCUUAUAUUACGGCUUUGGUGACAUAUUCAGAAUCAGCACAAUGGUAGUGAUGGAAAAUGUGGGGCAACAGAAACUGUAUGGGAUGGUUUCCUACUGUCACGAUGUGGGAAGAUGCCGCCGAGUCCAGAUCGCUCAUCACUUUGACGAGGCCUGGGAUUCUGCCAGUUGUAAUAAAAUGUGUGAUAACUGCUGCCAAGAAGAGACAUUGGAGAAGAUGGAUGUGACGGAGCAUUGCAGGGAACUCAUCAAGAUUUUGAAGCAAGUGGACCAAAUGAAGCAGAAAUUCACUCCUCUGAAGUUGAUCGAUGCUUGGCUGGGGAAGGGUCUGUCAAAACUGGGAUUGGAGAUUGCUGCUCCCAAACUUCCCCGUGAGGUAUUGGAGAGAAUCGUUGCCCAUUUGAUUCUGCAGCAGUAUCUGAAGGAAGACUUCAGUUUCACAGCCUUUGCCACAAUAUCCUAUGUGAAGAUAGGACCCAGAGCUAAUCUUUUGAAAGAUAAGGCUCAUGUUAUCACUAUGCAGGGCAAAAAUAAAGCUGCUAAGGGGAAAUGUUCUCAAUUAUCCAGUCCAAGGACCCCAGGAAAGAAAAUGAAGUUUACAUCCCCAAACCAGGAAGGUGGCUCUCCUUCAAAAGAUCACGUCAAAGCAAAAAAAGUCAAACGUACGGCUAAUAAAGAGGAAGAUGAGCUUGUGAUCAUAGAUUAAGAAAGUGGCUUCUUGGGACAACCUACACACACCUUUGCCUGUGGGAAGACAGGCCAGAGAGUCAGAAAAAACAGGCUGUGUAUUGGUGACUGCUAUCAUCUGCUGCUCCCUGGCUACUAA